UACUAGAAGCAGCUAUGCCGGUGGACACAAGGCGAGUGCGGGCUCCCGAGGAGUCGCAGUGCCCUCUGCUCUUCGUGCCCCUGUUGCCCAGGGGUCCACUGAGAACCGUAGCGCAGCCUGAGAAGGCGCGGGUUGACGGUCGGCAGCGAAGCCAGGUGGACGUGCGGCCGGUGUUUGCGCGCUGUGGCCUCGUAACCCAGGCCAAGGGCUCAGCCUACAUGGAGGCUGGUAAAACGAAGGUGCUGUGCGCCGUGUACGGGCCGCGGGAAUCCGAGCGCAAGGACGAUACCGACAUGAAGGCCGGGCGACUCGUGUGCGACUUCCGCUACGCGCCCUUUUCCUGUCCCAAGAGAGGCACCUGGAUCCAGGGCAGCGAGGAGCGCGACGCGGCGCAGGCCCUGCAGGAGGCGCUGCGGCCCGGCCUCUGUCUGCACCGCUACCCACGCGCGCAGGUCGAGGUGAACGUACUGGUGCUCGAGCACGAUGGCUCCGUGCUUGCGCACGCAGUUACGUGCGCGUCCAUGGCGCUAGUGGAUGCCGGCGUGGAGAUGUACGACCUGGUUCUUGGCUGCGCGCUGCGACAGGACGGCGAUUCGUAUCUGCUGGACCCCACUCUGGCGGAGGAGAGUGGCGGCCAUGCGACACAGCCCGAGGACAACCAGGGCGGCGUGACUGUGGCUCUGCUGCCCAGCCUGGGCCAGGUGUCGGGGCUGCACGCAGACGGCGAGCUGCGUGAUGAGAGCGUGUCCGCUGCGGUGCGCGCUUGCAUGGAGGGCUGUCACCGGCUCUACCCCGUGGUACGACGGGCGCUCGUGUACGCGGCACGCAGAAAGGCGGCGCCGCCUGGGGACGCGGACGACUGAAAGUGGCAGUGACUGCGCGUUCUUGGGUGUUGAAGGUGCACUAUGAAGUGUUCACUUCCUCUCGGAUCGGACACGUGCAGGACUCGCACUAACCCGCUCGGUCUUGCCUGCUGGCGUGAGGACAUUGUACACCGCCAAGUGCGUUGUAGCUCAUUAUGGUAUGUUUAGAUUUGUCGUGUGUGUGUGUGUGUGUGUAGGUGGUGAAUUUAUGGUAAAACAUAUUAGUGUCCCAAAUGGCAUGUAACAAGACCACUCAUGCAACAUAUCAAAUUAUAGAUGUAAUAUUAUGGUACAGUCCAAUACUUCUAUGCAAAUUAGUUUUGGAUCUGUCAAUGCUAUGACUGAGUUCCUUCUCGGAUGGGGCCCUUGAUGACGGUGGGAAUGAGAGUCUGGAAACAUGACUAGAUCACUUGCUUCUCCUGCAGUAGUGGUUAGUGUGUUGGAUUUUCACUCUGACACAGCUUCAAAUGUCCCUUCCUGCUGUAGUUCCUUGGUCAAUGUACAGUACAUACACUGAAUUUACCAUAAAGAUUACCCUGCUGGGUAAAUGGGAGUAUUUCACCUUGGAGAAAUGCAUUGCUGAAAUUACAUGAUAUCUAAGAUAGCCACAGCAGAGACGAUAGAACAAACAUGCUGAAUGUUGCCAGUUGAAGACCUAUUCCUUCCCCAAACUACUAAUGUUGAAUUACUAGGGCAAGAAUGCUCUGUGUUGUAUAUUGUUUCAUAAGUGGCUGUUACUUUAACUGAGAUUUAAGGAACAAAAUUUUUUCAUCGAGGUUUGUAUCACUGUGGGUUUGAUUGCAUGUUCUUCCAACUCUGUGUGUUUGUCUGUGGUUGUAAGCUUUAUUAUGUCCCUUUCUCCUCACCUGCCAUUUACAUUUACUCAUUUAGCUGAUUCUCCCCCC
Messenger RNA from Scleropages formosus (Asian bonytongue), 1768 nucleotides. It is a transcript of the gene exosc6, whose product is annotated as exosome component 6. Gene Ontology annotation, biological process: poly(A)-dependent snoRNA 3'-end processing; rRNA catabolic process; U4 snRNA 3'-end processing. NCBI's taxonomy places the organism in Eukaryota, Metazoa, Chordata, Actinopteri, Osteoglossiformes, Osteoglossidae. Gene Ontology annotation, cellular component: cytoplasmic exosome (RNase complex); nuclear exosome (RNase complex); nucleolus. The record is from RefSeq and is a predicted model, not a curated record. Gene Ontology annotation, molecular function: RNA binding. The coding region runs from base 15 to 863 and encodes 282 amino acids. The transcript has a single exon.